GGCCGGAGCCGCCAUUGUUCCGCCGAGGGAGGACAGCGGGGCCUGGCCCUGGCGCGGAGACGCCGCUUAGCGGCCGCCGCUGGAGACACUCCCUCCCGCCGCCCCCCUCCUCCUGGCGGCGGCGGAGUGAGGCUGACGGGGGGCACUGGGAGCCCCCUGUCCUCCUGGCGGCGGCAGCGGCCGAUCCCCGGCUCCUGCGCGAGGGGCGGCCGCAAUGCGCUCGGCCUGAGGCGGUCCGGCCUGGCCUUACCUUGCUUCCCUUGACUGUUCCACGGCGUCUCUGCGCCCCGGCGUCAUUCUGCGAGUGCCCCUGACGGGAGGGAAGAUGGCUCCACGGAGCUGGCUGGACGAGCUGGCCCAGCAGGCCGAGGAGGGCUCAGCCCGGCUGCAGGAAAUGCUCUCGGUCGGCCUAGGCUUUCUGCGCACCGAGUUGGGCCUCGACCUGGGGCUGGAGCCGAAACGGUACCCGGGCUGGGUGAUCCUGGUGGGCAUGGGCGCGCUCGGGCUCCUGCUGCUCUUCCUGCUCGGCUACGGCUGGGCCGCGGCUUGCGCCGGAGCCCGCAAGAAGCGGAGGAGCCCGCCUCGCAAGCGGGAGGAGGCGGCGGCCGCGCCGGGCCCGGCCGCUGACGACCUAGGCGUGCUGAAGAAUCUCAGGAGCGAGGAGCAGAAGAAGAAGAACCGGAAGAAAUUGCCGGAGAAGCCCAAACCAAAUGGACGGACCAUCGAAGUGGCUGAGGAAGAGGUCGUCCGAACUCCUCGGAGUGCAGCAGCUAAGCAGCCAUUAGAGACACACAAGAAAAAUGAAAAGUCAAAGAAAAAUAAGAAGAAAUCAAAGUCAGAUGCUAAAGCAGUGCAAAACAGUUCACGCCAUGAUGGAAAGGAAGUUGAUGAAGGAGCCUGGGAAACUAAAAUUAGUCACAGAGAGAAACGACAGCAGCGUAAACGUGAUAAGGUGCAGUCUGAUUCUGGUUCAUUGGAUUCAACUAUCCCUGGGAUAGAAAAUACCAUCACAGUUACCACCGAGCAAGUUACAACUGCAUCAUUUCCUGUUGGUUCCAAGAAGAAUAAAGGUGAUUCUCAUCUAAAUGUUCAAGUUAGCAACUUUAAGUCUGGAAAAGGAGAUUCUACACUUCAGGUUUCUUCAGGAUUGAAUGAAAACCUCACUGUAAAUGGAGGAGGCUGGAAUGAAAAGUCUGUAAAACUCUCCUCACAGAUCAGUGCAGGUGAGGAGAAGUGGAACUCUGUUUCACCUCCUUCUGCAGGCAAGAGGAAAACUGAACCAUCUGCUUGGGGUCAAGAUGGUGGAGAUGCUAAUGCAAAUGGAAAAGACUGGGGAAGGAGUUGGAGUGACCGAUCAAUAUUUUCUGGCAUUGGGUCUACUGCUGAGCCAGUUUCUCAGUCUACCACUUCUGAUUAUCAGUGGGAUGGUAGCCGUAAUCAACCAUAUAUCGAUGAUGAAUGGUCUGGGUUAAAUGGUAUGUCUUCUGCUGAUCCCAGCUCUGAUUGGAAUGCGCCAGCAGAAGAGUGGGGAAAUUGGGUAGAUGAAGAAAGAGCUUCACUUCAAAAGUCCCAGGAACCAAUUCCUGAUGAUCAAAAAGUUUCAGAUGAUGAUAAAGAAAAGGGAGAGGGAGCUCUUCCAACAGGGAAAUCUAAAAAGAAGAAAAAGAAAAAGAAGAAGCAAAGUGAAGAUAACUCUCCUGCACAGGACACAGAAGAAUUAGAAAAAGAGAUUAGAGAAGAGCUCCCAGUGAAUACCUCUAAGGUCCGUCCAAAACAGGAAAAAGCUUUUUCUUUGAAGACCAUAAGCACUAGUGAUCCAGCUGAAGCGCUCAUCAAAAACAGCCAGCCUAUCAAGACUCUUCCACCUGCUAUUUCUACCGAGCCAUCUGUUAUUUUAUCAAAAAGUGAUUCUGACAAGAGCUCUUCCCAAGUGCCACCGAUGCUACAAGAAACAGAUAAAUCCAAGUCGAAUACUAAGCAAAAUAGUGUGCCUCCUUCACAGACCAAGUCUGAAACUAGUUGGGAAUCUCCCAAACAAAUAAAAAAGAAGAAAAAAGCCAGACGGGAAACGUGAAUAUUUUUUUUCCUGAAUUGGACAUGUGUUUGCAAACACUGUCUUGAAGAUUAUGCUGUUUAUGCAAUAAUUUGUGAACAUGUACAGAGUUUUAUAUAAAUUUAAACCAAUUUUUAAAACAAAACUGUGAACACAACCACCGUAAAAAUGGAAUCAAAGGAAAGUUAAUUUAUGAAAUUAAGAGGUCAGCAGAAUUGGAAGACACUUGGGGAAAAUCUUUUCAAUCUAACAAGAACGAUCUUAAUUUAAGAAUAUUAUCCUGGUUUUACAACAGUGCCCUGUUUACAACAGAUUGUGCCCUGUCUCAUCUGCAGCUGAGGAAUAAAGGAUUCUGAUUAGAGAGAGGGUUGCCUACAUAUUCGUAGGCAGCUUCUUGGAUCUUAUGCACGGAACUUAAACCAUUUGAAUCUGUUUUAUGCUUAAAUCAAAGUGCUUUGAUCAAAUGCAUAAUCUGCCAUAUCUUUACAUAUUUGUUGGUAGCAAUUUGUAUUUAAGAAAUCACAAGUGCAAAUAAAAGGUCAUUUAUCGUUUAACUAAACUGUCAUGGUUUAGUUUACAAUUUUUAAAAAGUUCUUAAAACAUUCAAAAUGCAGUUGACACUUGUAUGGCUUAUGAAGUUAUUUUUGAUAGUCUUACUUUACUUGAAUUGUUCAAAGUACAGUAUAUUUUAAGUUAAGAAAGGUAAACUAUAUAUUUGUUUUAUACUUUUAAGGUUCAGACUCACAAAUAAUGCUCUUGUUGAUGAUUUGAAAACUUUCAGGCAAAAUCCACCUUACAUGUUUUCCUUUCCCUAUUAGCAAUUACUUCUUUCUCCAGCAUCAACUCUUCUUCAUUACUAAUACUUUUUUGACUUUAAAAAUGAAAUCUUUCACAAACUAGUUAUACAGACAGAACUUUGAUUAUAUGAUGGAGAGUGAAAAGCUAAAGUCAGACAGCUUUAAUUGACAUUGUCAAGACCUCCAGUUAUCAGGAAUACAUUUUUUUACUGCCUUAACCUGUAGUGCGUAGAAUAUGCAUCAAUUUCUUGAAGGGGAUUCGUGUUUUAUAAGAAUUUUCAUGUAAUUAUUGCAAUCGUGAUCAAAUAAGGAACGUUUCCUGCUUGAAACUGUAUUGAUUUAAAUGAUGUGUGAGAUGUUUCACCAUUUUCAGGCACUGUGUAAUUCUAUUGUAAUAAACUGGCAGGUAUCUUUGUAACUAUAAAUAGUGCAUGCUCAGCCAUGUACACUGUAAAUAGCCUUUACCAAACGUGUUUGACAAGGACCAUAAUUAACAUCACUUAGUGAAUUGUGAUAAAGAAAAAAAGCCAUGAUUUAUUCGAUGUGAUUGGCUUAAUUGUUUUCCUGUGGCGCCAAGAAUGAAACUGUUUAACAGCUGUAACCAAUGGUACUGAUCUGUCCAUCCAGUCUUGUCUUUAUUAUAUUUGACUGUGGUUUGAUAGUAUUGCAUUGUCACACUAGGAAAGCUAAAGAAACAAAAUGCUUUUAGUUUUGCUGAAGACUGGCCUUAUUAAUGGACAGCUUUCCUAACAAGUGAUUAUUAACUUUUAUCAGGUGUUAACAUCUGUUUCAGGAACAUGGCAGUAUGUUUACAUGUCAGAAGUUUUGUUUAAUUCUAUAUUUCUAAAUUGAUUUGUUUAAAUAAAUUCAGCAAAUGGA
This is a messenger RNA of Lipotes vexillifer (Yangtze River dolphin), 3729 nucleotides long. RefSeq names its product metadherin (gene MTDH). Bases 326 to 2074 code for a protein of 582 amino acids. Gene Ontology annotation, cellular component: nucleus. The record is from RefSeq and is a predicted model, not a curated record. Lineage: Eukaryota; Metazoa; Chordata; Mammalia; Artiodactyla; Lipotidae. The transcript has 12 exons. Gene Ontology annotation, molecular function: transcription coregulator activity; NF-kappaB binding. Gene Ontology annotation, biological process: positive regulation of canonical NF-kappaB signal transduction; regulation of transcription by RNA polymerase II; positive regulation of angiogenesis.